UGGUCGAUAUCCUUAGCUAUAUAGAGACAACCAACUCGGGCGGUCUACGGUGGCCGUGCGCGAGACGCUUCGCCGAGUUCGAGCAGUCCACCACAAGUCUCGUCGCGUAAUCGCUGCUACGAAAUAACACACCCCCUGCGUGCAUCGUGUGCUGACCGUGGUCCGCGAUCGCGAGAGCGCGGUUACAUCCGAGAGGGAAAACGUCCCCGUCUUUGGCGCUUUUCCUUCGUUCGCAUCACUCAACUCCCCCGCCACCCCGUGCGCGUUAAAUAUUAAUCGAUCGGUAGCCGAGCGCAGCGCAGCGCGUGGUGCAUCCGUCGUCGCAUCUCACGUCGCAUCGACAGCCGACGACGACGUAUUUCGGCGCGGGAUUUCCCACAUCGACCGUCAUCAAAGAGAGCGAUCCGUCGUCCGUUAAGGGAGACAACCUCCUUCCCCGUCCCUAGGGAGUGAUUCUUCCAGAUGGCGCGUCAGGAUGGCAGAGAUGCCGCGGAUCAGAACUUUGAUUACAUGUUCAAACUGCUGAUAAUCGGCAACUCAUCCGUGGGAAAGACCUCCUUCCUUUUUCGCUACGCGGAUGAUUCCUUCACCUCAGCUUUCGUGUCAACCGUAGGGAUCGACUUUAAGGUGAAGACCGUCUUCAGACAUGACAAAAGGGUCAAGUUACAGAUCUGGGAUACGGCGGGUCAGGAGAGAUACAGAACGAUCACGACGGCCUAUUACAGAGGCGCGAUGGGUUUCAUUUUAAUGUACGACAUCACAAACGAAGAAUCCUUUAACUCAGUUCAGGACUGGAUCACGCAAAUAAAAAAUUAUUCGUGGGACAACGCCCAGGUAAUCCUCGUGGGCAACAAAUGCGACAUGGAGGAGGAGAGGGUGAUUAGCUCCGAGAGAGGUAAACAGUUGGCGGAACAAUUAGGGGUACGAUUCUUCGAGACCUCGGCCAAGGAGAACAUCAAUGUUAAGGCGGUGUUCGAGACGCUGGUGGAUAUAAUAUGCGACAAGAUGAGCGAAUCUUUGGACAAUGAUCCGACCCUGAUGGCGAGUGGUAUGGGCCAGACCAAGGGUCAACGACUCACCGAUCAGCCAACCAAUCCAGCGAACACUAACUGUAAUUGCUAAAAAAAUAUGGCGACAUGCAGAAGAGAGGGGAAAAAACCCAGAGAGAUCGUAUGUGUGUGUUGCACAUGUGUGUUACGUGUGUUAGAAAGAGAGGAAAAGAAAAAAAGGAGGAAAAAGAGGAGAGGAAGUGUCGUGUGCGACGCUGGCGAGUUAACUAGUCCACUUACUUCGUCGUUCCUUCGUUACAUUAUUUAUUUCGGAGGCCUUUCAUUCUCAUCUAUUUCCUUUCAUCCUUUCUCGGCGCGAGAUGAUAUGUAAAAUGAAUCUAAUGUACGCUAUAAUUAUAUAUACAUAUAUACAAUAUAUAUAUACACAUAACGAUUGUGAUCAUCGAGAUGCGACCGAAUAGACUAACGACCGCAAUCGGCCGUGGUCCUCCUUUCGGUUCAUUCGCUUGAUAGGAAUCAGGGAUGGACUUCGAUAAGUUCAGAUUUCCAUGCCGCAGACACGCUGAUCAUUACGUUUUUUUAUUAGGAAUAAAUAUAACAUCAAUUACGGUUAUUAAUGGUAGUUAUUAAUGAUAUCUGCUCCUUAAAUUACUAAAAUUUAUUUAAACUUAAUUCAGAUUUAAUCAAUCUCUCUUAUUUUCUUUUAAAGAAUCAAAGAAGGCAAAAGAUUCAAUUGACUCACAAUUAAUCAUUCGGAUGAAGACGAAAAUCUUUAAAGCAACAAAAGUGAGACUUAAAAUAUCUGUGCUUUUUAUCAUAUAUAUGGUCCUUUUUACAAUUUUAUUAAGAAAUUAAUUUUAUAAAGCUUAAAUUUUUUAUAUAUUAACUAAAAUAUCUCGCUCAUCGAGAUUAUUCUCGUGUAUCUGGCAUCGAAAUCUGGGCUCAAUGAAAUAAUGCAGAUUUCGAUUUCUGUUACUGAGAAGAAAAAGAGAUAGAAAAUGACGCGAGGAAAAGAUAUUAGAAAUACGAAAAAAACACAUUGUAUUAUUUGGCGGUUGAUAAUAAUUAAUGACGAUGAUCAUUAUAGCGGGAACGAUGUUGCUCACUCGAUGUUUGGCAUUAUAGAUUCAUGCAGAAAAAUCGGACACGACCGAAGGGAGUGACUCAAGUCCGUGCAUUAAAUAAAAUGCGCCCAAGAAAGUCUGACAAUAAGCGUCAAUCAUUCGACAAAAUUACACAAGUUCUGAAUAUCGAGUAAUCGGAGACGUAAUAGAUGAAAGAUUAAAAUACAAGAGCGAUAUAAGAUACGCGAGCAUGAACAAUUGCUUUAGCGAUUAUUACAUUAAUAUUUGUUGUAAUACACGCGGAAGCGAUUAAAUAAGAUUCACAUAAUCAAUCUAUAAUCAGAUAUUCUAUAAAAGAAAAGAUUAUUUAAACAUAUAAAAUAAAAUAAAAAAAUCUUUCAACGAUAUACGCUUGAAAAAAUUUAAGUAAUAUGCUUCUAAGGAGAAUCUUUUAGUUUUGUCUUUUAAAUAUUUCCAUAUAUUCGAUAAAAUAUUUCGUUACCAAACUUUUUCAAUAUUUGAAAUAUUUUUUUAACCGAUAAUAUUCGAUUAUUCAUGCGCAAUCGAUGAUUCACUAAUGUAUACUUGCAGCGAGUAUAACUCUCGUAAUUUAGAUAUAAAGUGUCACGAUGACAAUGACAACGCCGAUUAAAUAUGCACAAUUUAUUUUCACCCACGGAAAAGUCCAAAUAUUUUAAAAUCUAGCGUUUGGAUACUAAAUACAUUUUUCGUUGCAACUGAAGUAUAGCUUCGCGAUUUUUUAAGGUGUCGUUUAUGCAAAUUGAUUAUAACGUCAAACCUUGACGUUCCUGAAAAGUUUUUGAUUGCAUUUAUUAUUAUUUUAUUUUUCAUUAAUCUUUGACGUCUUUUUGCAUCUUUUUUUUUUUUAGAGAAAAUGAAAUAAUAUUUAUCCAUAAAAAGCGAUAAGAGAGUUGUGUAUCGCAAGAGAAAACUCAUUUCUGUACAGUUCUCUUUAUAGCUACGUUUAACCAAUUAUCUAUUUAAUUAUCCAUCGAAUAAAAUGAAAAGAUUAUGAUCGCGGAAGAAAAUAUCGCCUUCGAUGAACUAUAAAAUGUUAAAUCUCCGAAUUUUCGGGACAACGCGAUGUCGCAGUAUAAUGUAACGUAAUCAAUAAUUAUCACUCGGCGACUUCAUAUAAUGUAUCGACCUCGAAAUGGCACUCUUCGCAAAAUUAUUUAAGGGGGAAAGCAUUAGCGAAUGUUAAUAUCGGUAUCGAUAAAGGCCGAGAUAAUGAUAGAGCCGUGUUCGACGAUACCGCAAAGCAUCCAGAGAGGAACCAGGAGCAUCGAUCUGGCGUCAAUUAUCGAGGAGUACCGACGUCCCGCUACUAUUACUACUACUUCAAUCAUCAUCCGGCGUUAAAUCUAUCUACCUACUUACUAUAGGCAAGCUGCCCUCUGUACAUAAGUGAGAUAAUAAAAACAAAAAAGUAUCUAUUAUGUAUCACUGAAUCUGUAAUAAGGUGUAAUGUGUAAUGCGUUAAUUUAGCGAGAAGAGCAUGCCAGAAAUCACGCGGCCCGCGACACCGGACACGGUUAAUUAAUUGACAUGGUGCAAUUAAUCAAUCGCAGAUGUUGCGAAUUGUCAACGGCAAUCGCGUCCUUGAUCGAGCGAUUGAAAACGAGAAACAGAGCAAGAGAGAAACAACUAGCGCGAUUAAAAAAAAAAAAAAACGCGGUUAUUAGUGAAUAUUUGCACUAUUGUAAUUUCGACAAGUUCGUAUCUUUGUUACAGAUAGAUGUGCAAAAAUCUUACGCCAAUUAUCGCAUUCCCAAAUUAUUUGCAGAUCGUUCCUGUUAUAGAUUUUUAUUUAUAGCAUUAAAAUCCGAACUAAUCGAAAUUAUACAGAAUUUAAAUCUCUGUUUUUUAUAAACAGAAAUGUUCUUCCGGUUGUCGCGGGUAUUUGUAUGUAUGUAUUGUACGGUGUGUAAACUGUACUAUAUAUAUACGCCUAAUAUUAACUAUAAUUACGUUAACGAUAAAACAAUAAUCUAUCACUACAGACACAUACACGACGCGCGCACACAUACAUAUACAAUAUCACAUCAAGAAAAAGAAUAUGACAUGAAAAGACACACAUGAAAAAGAUAAAUUCACAUCACAGGCGUUACGUUGACCAUUUGUAACAAAACAGUUGUACUCUAAAUAAGCUGUAUAAUUGUAGCAGAAGUCAAUCAUGGAUGUUUUCAACGAUCGCUACGUCGUAUAUGUUAAUUAUACAUGUAUAUGUGCACAAUCCGUUAAUGACGCAGAUUCCGAGAGAAAAAGAGAGAGUGUGUGUAUGUAAGCAUGUGAGAAAAAUUGAGAAACACAGAGAAAGAAUGAACGAAAGAAAAUGAGAGAAUGUAACACAGAAACUACUUUGCAAUGAGAAAAUUUGACGUAGCGACAAAUGUAAACAAUAUAUAUACAUAUACAUAUAUAUUUAAAAAAAAAUGACAGAGCUAAUUGUGUAUCGCUCGCGUUGCAUGUGCAAUAUGUACGCGUGUACAUACGUGAGAGAAUAGCGAGAGAGAGAGAGAGAGAGAGAGAGAGAGAAAGAUACGAAGAAAAGAAAGAAAAACAAAUAGUGGAGUAAAUCUAUAAUUUGCAACACGUGUACAAAUCAUUGACAAUUCGGAGGACCAAUUGGUAGAUGCAGUUGGCAGUCGCUUAUCGCAAUCUCGCCCAAUUGUGACACGACUCUCGAUUAGUCUUUACCCCAAUUCUAUCAUUGUUCGCUCUGCAAAAAAAUUGACGAAUGAGGAAACAAAUCGAAAAAUCGACAUUGUCCUUCUGUCAAACGGAAAUGUGUAAUCUGAAGAAUCAAUUUAGGAUCUUCUUAGAAAUCAUUUCGAUUUUCUUUCUAUUGAUAAAGAGAAAAUAUAAAGAGAUAAAAAUUUAAAGCCAAUUCUUCUUUCAAGCCAAUCGCCCAUAAUUCAAGAUUCCGAAUGAAUAAAGUAAAAUCUUAUGGAUUCUUUCGUCUAUUUUCUGCAGAGCGUUUUCAUAUCAUCGUAUCAACCACUGAAUCCUCCGGUCAAUUCGCGGAAUAUUUUUCGCGAAAGCACGUAUCUCUCCGCUCAUGUCGCGAAAGAAUUAUCGAGUGUUUCGCAAAAUAUCCGACGAGAUCUCUUGUUAUAAACGUCGACGCGAUAAGACACAUUGUCAGUUGUUUUCGCGAAAAAAAGAGAAAGAGAUGUGCGUUUACGACUGCAUCAUCGCUACCUGUCAUUCCUGCCUUGCAUAGAGCAUAUCGUUAAAAGAUUCUCGGUCAUCGUCGCCCGUCAAUCGAAAUUGCGCGAUUUAUCGCGAUGGAGAGUGACUUUUCCUUCUCCCCGAAUAUUUAGGAUGAUGAAGCUUCAUUGUACGCCAGUGUAUCAAGCAUCGAUCAUAUAUAUAGACAGAGCUUAAUUGUAUAGAAAGAAAUACAGUCAGCAAUAUCGAUUUUCUCCACGGGA
Messenger RNA from Formica exsecta, 5532 nucleotides. RefSeq names its product ras-related protein Rab-3 (gene Rab3). Gene Ontology annotation, biological process: protein secretion; protein localization to plasma membrane; regulation of exocytosis. NCBI's taxonomy places the organism in Eukaryota, Metazoa, Arthropoda, Insecta, Hymenoptera, Formicidae. The record is from RefSeq and is a predicted model, not a curated record. The coding region runs from base 463 to 1122 and encodes 219 amino acids. Gene Ontology annotation, cellular component: synaptic vesicle; plasma membrane; endosome. Gene Ontology annotation, molecular function: GTP binding; GTPase activity. The transcript has 4 exons.